Molecule: messenger RNA, 1366 nt
Organism: Macadamia integrifolia
Lineage: Eukaryota; Viridiplantae; Streptophyta; Magnoliopsida; Proteales; Proteaceae
Product: probable xyloglucan endotransglucosylase/hydrolase protein 6
Exons: 3
Coding region: 157-1038 (293 amino acids)
Biological process (GO): cell wall biogenesis; xyloglucan metabolic process
Cellular component (GO): cell wall; apoplast
Molecular function (GO): hydrolase activity, hydrolyzing O-glycosyl compounds; xyloglucan:xyloglucosyl transferase activity
Source: RefSeq, a predicted model, not a curated record
ACCCAAUCACUACUCUACUCUCUCUGUCUCAAGUCUUAACCACUAGUACCACUCCUCCAACCCUUAGAAUCAAAUCAAAUAUACUCUUUUCUACACCAUCUCUCACAGUUCUCUCUAAUUAUUUCCCUCAUUGGCUGUACACUUACAGCCACAACCAUGGCCACAUGGACCUCCUUAACAUCUGCGGCUACCCUUUACCUUGCGCUGCAUCUCCUUGCAUUGGCACCUUCACUACUAUGGGCUCGACCUGCUACCUUCCUCCAGGACUUCCGUAUCACUUGGUCUGAGCCCCAUAUUAGGCAAAUCGAUGGAGGCAGAGCUAUCCAACUAGUCCUUGACCAAACUUCAGGUUGUGGGUUUGUCUCCAAGCGCCAAUACUUGUUUGGGCGUAUCAGCAUGAAGAUCAAACUCAUUCCCGGUGACUCCGCCGGCACGGUCACUGCCUUCUAUAUGAAUUCGAACACAAACACUGUACGUGAUGAAUUGGAUUUUGAGUUCUUGGGGAACCGAAGUGGGCAGCCAUACACAGUCCAAACCAAUGUGUAUGCUCAUGGGAAAGGUGAUAGAGAACAAAGGAUCAACCUCUGGUUCGACCCAUCUGCAGAUUUCCAUACUUAUUCCAUCCUAUGGAAUCACCACCAUGUCGUGUUCUAUGUUGAUGAAGUACCCAUCAGGGUUUACAAGAAUAAUGAGGCAAGAGGGAUCCCUUACCCCAAGUUCCAACCCAUGGGAGUGUACUCUACCUUGUGGGAAGCAGAUAACUGGGCCACAAGGGGUGGGCUUGAGAAGAUUGAUUGGAGCAAAGCACCCUUCUAUGCAUACUAUAAGGACUUUGACAUUGAGGGUUGCCCUGUACCAGGCCCUUCAACCUGUGCCUCCAACCCUAAGAACUGGUGGGAGGCUCCUGCUUACCAGCAAUUGGAUGCCAUUCAAGCUAGGAGAUACAGGUGGGUUCGUCUGAAUCACAUGAUCUACGACUACUGCGCCGAUAGAUCUCGGUAUCCCGUCAUCCCACGGGAAUGUAUCGCAGGUAUCUGAUCGAUGAUCAGUACUUUUAAAAAAAAAGAGCAACCUAGUGCAUGAGGCUCCCUCUACUGCAAGGUCUGGGAUGAUCAAUACUUAUAUCUUAAUUAUUUGAAUAGGAUUAAUUGUGAUUAUUGUGAAUUGUGUUGUGUUGUGGUGGAGAUCAUGGGGAGAGUCUUUUAUUCUUGCUCUAAUAAUGGUGAAAGGGCUAAGAUAGUGAGGUUGGAUAUGUAUAUGGUGUAUGUAACUCUCCCCAUCACGUCUGUGUAAAGUUAUUUAUGGAAUUUGUAAGGACUUGUUGAGUAAAGAAUAUAAAGAGGAGACGACAACCCUUGUACCGUUA